Molecule: messenger RNA, 1893 nt
Organism: Cokeromyces recurvatus
Lineage: Eukaryota; Fungi; Mucoromycota; Mucoromycetes; Mucorales; Mucoraceae
Exons: 5
Coding region: 33-1862 (609 amino acids)
Biological process (GO): poly(A)+ mRNA export from nucleus
Cellular component (GO): nucleus
Molecular function (GO): RNA binding
Source: RefSeq, a predicted model, not a curated record
UCUAAACAUCAUUCAAUCUAAAAGAAAAAUAAAUGAGUGAAAAUAAAGGGUUAUUUGCCUUGUUUGGUGCUGUAGCUGCACCGAAAACAACACCCAUAAAAAAAGCCGAAGAUAUUAAAACUAAAGAAGAAUUAGCAAGGGAAGCAGCUUUUGCGGCUAAGCAAAAAAAGAAUGACAAUGAAGCAACUGUUGGUGGAGGUGCAUGGAAAGUUGCUCAACGAAAGACAUCAAGAGGUUUAGCAUUAAAGGCAAAAGCAUUAGGAAAAAAUGUUACUAUUAGUGAAAAUAAGCAUAUUAUACCUGACUUUGAUGAUGGAGAUGUCACUAUGGGAGGCACUGGUGGAAAAAAGAAAAAGCGUUUUUCACCUUAUGGAAAUAGAAAUAGAUCAAAGGCAGCAAGUAGUAUAAAGUCUGCGAAUGCAAUUGAUCAGAGAGUUGAUGUUUUAAUUACAGGAUUUGAAGUGGGCACUGAAGCAGGUAUUGUUCCAUUUUUAGUUCACAAGUCAAAAAAGAAAUGGGAGCCUAUAGAUGUUAAAUUGAAUCAAGGACAAAUGUUAAUUACCGUCAAUGACCCAGUUAUUGCUCGUAUAUUAGUUCGAUUAGAUGGUUAUAUUUAUGGUACACAGCAACUUCGUAUAAGUCUUUUCAACAAUCCUACUUUACCAAUGACUUCAGUUGUAGAAAACAACACAAAACAAUCGACAAUGGAUAUCCUUCGUAACUUUUUAAAAAGUCGAUGGAAUAGUGAAUUGAAAUUUUUAAAUUUGGAUGACAUGGGCUCUGAUCCAAUUUUAAAAAAAUCAGCAAUCAAACCACCAGGUGCUCCUGGAUCUAGCGCAAUUGUGGGCCCUGCUAUGAUGAAAUUAGCAGGGGAAAUGUUUGCUAAUGUAGUUACUGUUUCAUUUGCUCGUAAUCACCUCAAGAAUGUUCAACCCAUUUCAACUUUAGCACAAUAUUUACCUAAUGUACAAAACUUAUCGUUUCAAGAUAAUUUAAUCAAAGAAUACGAUAGCCUUGAAGCCUUGAGUGGUACGGGUAAAUUAAGACAUUUAAGAGAAUUAUUAUUAACAGGGAACCCACUUCGUGAAUCUGAAAUCAAGCAAAGAGGUAAUGAUCGAGCUUAUAUGCGCAAUAUAGUCAAGCGUUUCCCUUCACUUGUCAUGUUGGAUGGUGUUCCGGUUCAGUUAUCCGAGUCAGAAAUCGCCAAUGUUCACAAAACGGGUCGUGUUUUACCCUUAGAUAAUAAGCCUAGUUUUUUUGAUAAUGAAAUUAGCCAAACUACUGCUAUCGAUUUUAUUACAAAAUAUCAUCAAUUAUUCGAUUCAGACAGAUCAACAUUAAGCCAUAUUUACGAUCACGAUGCAAUCUUUUCAGUGACGUCUGAUAUCAAGUUACGUCCACAACAAAAAUUAAAAAGAAAAGAUAAAAAAAAGCUAAUGGAAGAUGAAGACAAGUUAACAUGGACUACUUUAAGUCGAAAUUUAAUAGGCAAAUCAAAAAGACAAGAAGGUAAAGGUCUUUUAAUCGGUCCUGAAGCUAUUGGAACUGCGCUUUGUAGAUUACCUUCCACAAUCCAUGAUUUAAGCAAAACAGAAGAUUUUAUUGUAGAUGCACAUCAAACACCAGUCGGUUUACUUGUAUCAUUACAUGGUGAAUUUAAAGAAGAUGAGAAUUCUUCUCCACUUUCAUAUAGUCGAACUUUUCUUCUUCGUCCUGCAACUACUGACUCACCUGCUAUGGCUGCUGGUUGGCCAUAUAUUAUAAUGAGUGAUAUGUUAUGCGUCCGUGACUAUAUUGGUAAUCAAGGUUUUAAACCACAAGCAGUUAUUACUAGUAUAUUUGCAUCAUACCCUGGUGUGUAGAGAAGUUGGAUGCAUAUUUAAAGAAUAUUAC